This is a messenger RNA of Phragmites australis (common reed), 2641 nucleotides long. RefSeq lists its product as uncharacterized. Gene Ontology annotation, molecular function: GTPase activator activity. The transcript is spliced from 5 exons. NCBI's taxonomy places the organism in Eukaryota, Viridiplantae, Streptophyta, Magnoliopsida, Poales, Poaceae. Bases 201 to 2417 code for a protein of 738 amino acids. Gene Ontology annotation, biological process: activation of GTPase activity. The record is from RefSeq and is a predicted model, not a curated record.
CACCCCAUUUCCCACGCCAAGAAACCACGCCUCGAGCCACGCUUCCCCCGUCCUCCUCGAUCCAAUCCCUUCCUCUCACGAGUCACGAUCGCAAAUUGACUUCGACCCUUCUGGUUUGUCCUACCUUCCCAAUCUGCGUCUGCUUCCUUUUUCUUCCUGCUACGGGGUGUCCGGUCUCUGUCCCGGGAGUUGGAGCCAAGAUGACAAUGCCGGGGUCUCCGGGGAGGCCGAGCUUCUCCGGCCUCCGCGGCGCCAGGUGGCGCGCCGAUCUCGGCGUCCUCCCCGGCUCCGCCGCCGUCUCCACCGACGAGCUCCGUCGCGCCGCCGCGGACUCCCGCCGGAGAUAUGCUAAUUUGCGUCGAAGACUGUUAAUAGAUCCCCAUUUUUCCAAGGAUGAAGAAGGCGCACCCGACCUUGCUGUGGAGAAUCCACUAUCUCAGAACCCAGAAAGCACUUGGGGCCAGUUUUUCAGGAAUGCAGAACUCGAGAAAAUGCUUAACCAAGAUCUGUCCCGGCUCUAUCCUGAAUUGGGAGACUUCUUCCAAACAAGUACAUGUCAGUCCAUGCUUGGACGUGUACUGUUAGUGUGGAGCCUUAGGUACCCAGAGUUUGGUUACAGACAAGGAAUGCAUGAACUCUUAGCUCCUCUUCUCUAUGUCCUUCACGCUGAUGUGCAGCACUUCAAACAAGUCAGGAGCUUUCAUGAAGAGCUUUUUGGUGAUGAUUUUGAUGGCCAAAAUUUUCCAGAUAGGUUAAAGCUGAACAGAAUUGACAGAAAAAGCAAUGUCGAGGGUAGCACAGCUAAAAUUAGAAAUUUGGACGAUCUUGAUUCUGAUACUAGGGACCUUUUCUUGAUAAAUGAUGCAUACGGAGCAGAGGGUGAGCUGGGUAUUAUUUUAUCAGAAAAGUUUAUGGAGCAUGAUGCCUACUGUAUGUUUGAGAAUUUGAUGAAUGGUGCACAAGGUGUGGUUGCUAUCACUGACUUCUAUUCUCUCAGUCCUGCGCCAGAAUCAAGCACAGGUUUAACGCCUAUAAGGGAGGCAUCAUCUGCAAUAUAUCACUUGCUUGCUAGUGUGGAUUCCUCUCUUCAUAGCCAUCUUGUGGAGUUGGGAGUAGAACCUCAGUACUUUGCUUUACGAUGGCUUAGAGUCCUAUUUGGUCGCGAAUUUUCACUUGACAAUCUUCUGUUUGUUUGGGAUGAAAUCUUCUCUUCUCCUAACCAUUCUUAUUGCACAGACAUCAGGAGUAGAGCAGAUUACCAGCUUAAGGUCUUAUGUUCUCCUCGUGGGGCCCUGGUUUUGUCAAUGGCAGUCUCAAUGAUGCUACAUCUCAGAUCCUUAUUGCUAGGGAGUGAGCAUGCCACCUCUUGCCUAGUGAGGUUGUUGAAUUUUCCUGAAGAUAUUGACCUAAAGAACAUAAUUGAUAAAGCCAAAUUACUGCAAUCUUUUGCCCUUGAAGGAAAUCUUUCUUCAUCUCCUCUGAGAGGAAAAUCUCCCUUGACUCCACCCAACUAUUGGGAAGAGACAUGGAAGGUGCUCCAGUUAUCAGUAGACCAAAAAAGUGGUGGUCCAGUUAUCAGGAUGAAGGGAAGGAGCUUCUUAAGAAGAAGCUUGUCUAACACAGAAUCAAACGUUUCUAGAACCAAGACUGCUAAUCUUGAAAACAACAAUUUAAUUUCACCCAGGCAGUCUAUUGCCGAUGAACUUCACAACGCUGAUAUAGUUCCGGUGAAACCAAUAAACAGUCUGCCAAAAAUGCCCACAGAAGGACGAAAGGAUCACAUUGGCCAAGGUAGUACAGAGGUUAUUGUGAGUGAUUCAAACAUUGUACAAGAGGCCGGCCAGCAUUAUGGUUACUGCUCAACUUCAUGUGAAAUUAGAGACCCUCUUGGUGCAGCUAGUGAGUAUUUAUCAAGGAGCAGUAGUACCUCUGUGUCAUGUGGUACUGACUACGAUCAUGAUACCCACAAUGUGGAAGAACCAUGUGUUCCCUUUGAUGACAAGGUGGUUAGCGAUCCUGGCCCACUGUCUAUGCAUAAUAGUAAGAUUAGUGAGUCACAAACAUCUGGAGUGGUGGAUUAUCAACCAGUUCAACAGCAUAGACCAUGUUUAGUUGAUGGGAAGUUGAAACUAAGAGAUGACCAAAAUCCCACUGUGCCUGAAGGUGGCCAAAAAGAAACACUUGAAGUAGGUUCAAGUUCAAAAGUGGCUGACAAAGAGUUGAGCAGAACAUUAAGGUCUCUCGGGGAAUCAAUGGUUGAAAACAUUCAGGUUAUCGCGUUACUUUUUCAACCAAACUUACACUUGUCCCCAGAGGACAACCUCAAGGAAACUGUUUCUGGAAGCACAGAUCAAGCUAAGGCGAUAGCAGCUCUUGAAGAACUCAGGAAGAUUAGUGAUCUCUUACGUCAAAUUUAACUACUACAGAUCUAAAUAUUCUCUUCAUAUAUGUAGUUUAUAGCUUUUUUAUACAUGUCUUGAUUUGAUAAUGGAAUUGUUGUAUCAAGUGAACUAUGUAAAGCUCUCCAAUUGCUAGGUAAAUAGUCUGUACAUGCUCCGUGUAAGCUGAUAAAUCACAUAAUUGUAUAUUUGAACAGCUCUUUGAUGGUUUGGAAGAAAUGAAGCCAGUCAUAUAUUUUUUA